Molecule: messenger RNA, 2571 nt
Organism: Bactrocera dorsalis (oriental fruit fly)
Lineage: Eukaryota; Metazoa; Arthropoda; Insecta; Diptera; Tephritidae
Product: oxysterol-binding protein-related protein 1
Exons: 9
Coding region: 182-1489 (435 amino acids)
Cellular component (GO): intracellular membrane-bounded organelle; cytosol; membrane
Molecular function (GO): sterol binding
Source: RefSeq, a predicted model, not a curated record
AAGUUCUACGUCACUAUUAUCUUGAAGAAAGUUGGGUUAAAGUUUAGUUUACAUCCGUAUUUAAGGUAUCGAUUUAGCAGCCCAAUUUUUUAAUUUAUUUAUAAAUACAAACGUAACGUUGAUUUAGUCGAAAGUGUUAGAAAAAAGUGAAAUAGUAAAAUACCAAUAAAAAGAAAAUAAUAUGACUACGAGUAACAACGAAUCCUUUAUUCAAAGAACCUGUCUUCCUUCUGAGAUGCUACAAUGGAAUGAUAGAAAUAUUAUGUCAGUUUUGAAAAAUUGUCUUGGAAAAGAGUUGAGUAAAGUAACGAUGCCUGUUACUUUAAAUGAGCCAUUAAGCUUUUUGCAAAGGGUGUGUGAAUAUAUGGAAUACGCCGAAAUAUUAAAUAAAGCCAAUAAAGAGGAAGAUCCUGCUGACCGAAUGAAGCUCGUUGCAACGUUCGCUGUGUCGGCAUUAGCAUCAAACUGGGAACGCGUUGGAAAACCAUUCAAUCCACUUUUGGGAGAAACGUAUGAACUGCAAAGAAAUGAUUUCAAAAUUUUAUGCGAACAAGUAUCACAUCACCCACCGAUUUCUGCUUUUCAUGCCGAAUCUUCUAACUACAAGUUCUAUGGAUCGAUUAACCCAAAAAUAAAGUUCAUGGGAAAGAGUAUAAAUAUCCAGCCCAAAGGAAUGGUGACUGUUGAACUAACCAGAUGGAACGAGGCUUACUCGUGGAGUAACGUUAACUGCUGUGUACAUAAUGUAGUUGUAGGUAAACUAUGGAUUGAACAGCUUGGGACAAUGGAAAUAAAAAAUCAUUCGAAUGGUUACCGCGCCAUUUUAGACUUUAAAGAAGCCAGUUCUUCCCAAGAGGCUAACAAAGUGUUUGGAAUUGUUGAAAAUGAUGAAAAAAAAGUAAGAUAUAGAUUAUUUGGAAAAUGGAACGAGUUUCUUAAAUGUGCAUCAGAAGAAGACUACCAGCUUUGUAUGCAGCAAAAACACGUUAACGAAUCAAUGUCAUCCCAUGACCGAAACUCUAAGAAACUAUUUUCAAAAUUGAACAGUUUUAAAAUGCCAUCAUUUUUAGGCGUGAAUAUUCAAGAUGAUUUAGUUGGAACAUCAGAGCUUAAGUCUUUAAGUUUGAACGAAGAUGCCGAUAUAUCUUCUGAUAUUAAAUCAGCUUUAUUGUGGAAAUGUAAAGAGCGACCUGCUUAUAGCUCAAAGUAUUAUCAUUUUACAGACUUCGCGAUGCAGCUUAAUGCUAUCAACCCUAUUGCAUCGCAUCCUUUGUGUAACACCGAUUCAAGACUGCGCCCAGAUAUACGAUAUCUCGAAGAAGGUGAUGUAACAGCCGCAUCAGCUCAAAAAAACAGAUUGGAAGAAAAACAGCGUGGUGCGGAACUAUCACGGAAAGGACAAAAUAAUGACUCAUGGCAGCCCCGAAAUGGACAUAGAAGACAUCCAACUUACUCCCAAGACUGUGAGAUCCGCCAUUGCUACACCUAGAGCAUCAGCACCACCCAUCGCCGCACCAAGGACACGAAGAGUCUUGAGUCCGCCAAGGCAAUCAUCUGUUGCAACACCCAGGGAUACGUUAGAAGAUCCAUUCGAAGAAAACUUGCCUCCACGAUGCAGCUUAUGCCAUCGGCCCCACGUGCUGAAGAGGUGCACUAUCUUCAAAAGCAUGAAGCCAGCUCAGCGCCAACAGAUCGCUCGCGCACACGGCCAUUGCAUGAAUUGCUUGGGAGACUCCCACACCACAUUCGAAUGUCCAACCGACGGGUCAUGCCAAUACUGUGAAUGCCCUCAUCAUAUACUGUUUCAUCGAUUCCCUCGCCGAGUCAAUCCGCCAGCAAUCCACACAAAUAACAGACACAGACAACACGAGGAUCCUGUCCAGCGCCGAAGAGGGCACCAUUCCAGACGCACCAGGGGAGCGCACUCACGACCAACUGCACCAACCUACGGUCAUCGUAAUUCACAACGCAAGCCAACGGGACUGAACGCCGUAGUGAGCACUCUGCAAUGGUUGCAAAGACUUCUAGGCGAUUAAUCCGCCUAGGGGGGCCGGGAUGUUUAUGCGACAUCCGGUCGUGCGAUAUUUCAUCCUCGCAACACUCAUCACACAACGCAACUUUCAUCCUCGCAACACUCAUCCCACAAUGCAACAUUCAUCCCGCAACACAACAUUCAUCCCACAACGCAACAUUCAUCCCGCAACACGACAUUCAUCAUACACAACCUAUAGCAUCACACCACGCAACCCCACGCACCGAACACCACCAUACCACAACAUACAUCGUUCUCACAACCCAACCGAGUAAAAAAGGAUUGGCCAGAUCGGGGCGGCCCCCAGUCGAUUUUUACGCCCGAAGACUUAGCACGCGUCUCGCCAGCUCUUGUUUCCUUUUUCGUCGAAAUUGUGCCCAAACUCUAAAGAAAUUCAGUUCGGUUGUGUGGUUGUGCACUGGCAGCAAUAGCAGUGAAGAAUAAAGAAUACAAAUAAAACAUAUAUCUAUUGUUGAAGAUACAUGAAAAUUACAAUAAAACAUAUGCAUAUAUUGUACAUACGUAGUUAAUAAGAAAAU